This is a messenger RNA of Nicotiana tabacum (common tobacco), 2121 nucleotides long. RefSeq names its product glucan endo-1,3-beta-glucosidase 4. Gene Ontology annotation, biological process: carbohydrate metabolic process. Lineage: Eukaryota; Viridiplantae; Streptophyta; Magnoliopsida; Solanales; Solanaceae. Gene Ontology annotation, molecular function: hydrolase activity, hydrolyzing O-glycosyl compounds. The record is from RefSeq and is a predicted model, not a curated record.
AUGGUACACAGUAUCUGUAAAGUUCUAGAGUUAAGAUUAGCACAAGCUCUACAUUUAAGGUCUCUUUAUACUUUUUUUGUCAUAUAGUAUGAAAAUAAUAAUCUUUUUAUUGUGGAUAUGUACAAUGACAUGAAUAAAAUAAUUUAUUUGGUUCAUAGUGUACGUGGGUGUUUUUGUUUUUUAUAUAUUAGUAUAGUUUAAGGGUAAAGAUUAAAUCUUUAUGCAAGAAGGUUAGUGAUAUUUAACAAUAAUUACUUAUGUAGUAAUAAAUGAACAGCUCAUUUUGGGGUACUGAAGUUACUACAGUAGACUAGUGUCCUGUGUUGUUCCAGUUUCCUUUAGGAUCUUGGUUAGUAGAUUUUCUUUGUUUGCUUCAGUGGAGCAGAAGUUCAAUUAAGAACCUCUUGACAAACCUCGUCUGAAGCAACAGUGCAGGCUGAUUGAUACUAGAGUUAUAAAUUUUGGAUGCUUCUGAUGAUGCUCAAACCGUGGCUUGCGAUAUCCAUACUAUUUUCUUUCCUCAUCUCAAAUGUAAUAGGUGCAUUUGUUGGAAUAAACAUUGGCACCGAUGUUUCAAAUUUACCGCCAGCUUCGGAUGUGGUUGCACUCCUUAAAGCUAAUCAAAUAACUCAUGUGCGCCUAUUUAAUGCUGAUGCUCAUAUGUUGAAUGCGUUAGCCAACUCUAGUAUCGAAGUUGUUAUCGGUGUUACAAAUGAUGAGGUCUUAGGGAUCGGAGAAUCUCCAUCAGCUGCAGCUGCUUGGGUAAAUAAAAAUGUAGCAGCUUACAUUCCCUCUACAAAUAUUACGGCUAUUGCCGUGGGUAGUGAAGUUCUCACCGCAAUCCCAAACGCUGCACCGGUUUUGGUUCCUGCUAUGAAUUACUUGCAUAAAGCAUUGGUUGCUUCACAACUUAAUAACCAAGUUAAAGUUUCAACCCCGCAAUCAAUGGACGUGAUUGCUAGGGCAUUUCCUCCUUCCACUGCCACUUUCAAUUCUUCUUGGAACUCAACAAUCUUCCAGAUCCUUCAGUUUCUAAGAAACACAAACUCAUACUUCAUGUUGAAUGCUUAUCCAUAUUAUGAAUAUGUUCACUCUGAUGGAAUCUUUCCGAUUGAAUAUGCCCUUUUCCAACCACUCUCCACAGUGAAGCAAAUUGUUGAUCCAAACACCCUGUUUCACUAUGUAAGUAUGUUUGAUGCUUUAGUUGAUGCUGCAUACAACUCUAUAGCAGCCCUCAACUUUUCAGAUAUCCCAAUCGUUGUGACCGAGACUGGUUGGCCGUGGGAUGGUGGUGCCAAUGAGCCCGAUGCUACUAAGGAAAAUGCGGAAACUUUUAACAAUAACCUGAUUCGGCGUGUUUCAAAUGAUACAGGUCCACCUAGUCAACCUAAAAAUCCCAUUGACACCUUUAUUUAUGAGAUGUUCAAUGAAGACAAAAGACCUGGACCGAUAUCGGAAAGAAGCUGGGGUAUCUUUUCUAUAAAUGGGAGCGAGGUUUAUUCCCUUAGCCUAGGUUCCUCGGGCGGCAUCUCUGACAAUUCUACUGCAGUUUUCUGUAUAGCAAAAAAGGGUGCAGAUGAGAACAAAUUGCAAGAUGGAAUUAACUGGGCUUGUGGCCAGGGACAUGCUAAUUGCAGUGCUAUUCAAUCUGGGCAGCCUUGUUAUUUUCCAGAUACAUUGCAAAAUCAUGCUUCUUACGCUUACAAUGACUAUUAUCAGAGAAUGCGUAGUGUUGGUGGAACAUGUGAUUUUGAUGAUACAGCAACAACGACAACACAAGAUCCAAGUUCCAAAACAUGUAAAUUUACAGGAAGUUCGACUCCAGGUGGGCUUUUCCCUCCGGCAGCAUUUGGACCUAUCAGUCCGACAUCUCAGAGUUCAACGAUUCGAGCAUCUGUUAUCGUGUAUACAUUGGCUGUAUUUUCUGCUUUGUUGAUGCUUGAUGUGAAUGUGCAUUUUGUUUAAUAGCCUCUUUAUGAAGUCAGUUCUUUCCCUUGAUGAUUCCUCAUGUAUUUUUCAGGAAAAUUGAACCAUUUCAGUAGUCAGUUUAGAUGAUUGAUAUCUGUCUGACAUCAACUAGAUGAUUGAAAUCCAUUUUUUGAUAUUUAUUCCUGUUGAUGA